Molecule: messenger RNA, 2395 nt
Organism: Salvia miltiorrhiza (redroot sage)
Lineage: Eukaryota; Viridiplantae; Streptophyta; Magnoliopsida; Lamiales; Lamiaceae
Product: DEAD-box ATP-dependent RNA helicase 52C-like
Exons: 7
Coding region: 316-2118 (600 amino acids)
Cellular component (GO): nucleus
Molecular function (GO): ATP binding; RNA binding; RNA helicase activity
Source: RefSeq, a predicted model, not a curated record
CCAUUCACUUAUUUUAUCUCUCUAUAAAUACUCUUACGUAGAAAGAGAAACAAAGAAAAGGCGAAGACUCUUUUAGAGAGAGAAACCAGAGAAUCGAACAAAGCAGCAAAACAGAGAUAUUUUUUUCUGCAUUUUGCUUCCGAUCACACGUCCCUCGCCCAAAAAUUAGGGUUUCUUUCACCUCUCCCUCCGUUCCUCUGCAGUAACUGCGAGGCCGACAAUUUCUGAAUUUUGAUUGUAUAAUUUUGCGGAGAAGAAUUGUCAGCUUUGAACUGUGAGGGAUUGGAGGGAUUUUUCAGGGGACGAGAUAGGAAUAUGCCGAUAUCAUAUUGUUCUGAUUCUAAUGGGAAAGCUUCUGCUGGUGGAGGUGUAGCUCGAACAAGUUAUGUUCCGCCACAUCUUAGGAAUAGGCCUCCCUCAGCUGAAGCAGCCUCAGCUCCAAUUUCACAUUCCGGUGGCAACCUCCAAUUUCAAUCGGCUGGUCCAAGGAAUGAUCGAAAUGGAGGUGGUAGUAGCCGUGUUGGUGGUGGUGGUGGUGGUGGUGGUGGUGGUGCUUGGAACAAUAGAGGGAAUGGUUGGGAUCGCGGGAGGGAAAGAGAAGCUAAUCCUUUUCGAGCUGACUUAGACACAGAGCAGGAAUUUGGGUCUCAGGAGAAUACAGGGAUCAAUUUUGAUGCUUAUGAGGAUAUUCCGGUUGAGACGAGUGGGAGAGAUGUUCCUCCUCCCGUGAAUACAUUUGCUGAAAUUGAUUUAGGUGAAGCUCUCAAUCUCAACAUUAAGAGGUGCAAGUACUCAAAACCAACACCUGUUCAGCGGUAUGCUAUACCAAUAUCACUUUGUGGUCGGGAUCUAAUGGCGUGUGCCCAGACUGGUUCUGGGAAGACGGCUGCAUUUUGCUUCCCAAUCAUAAGUGGAAUCAUGAGGUCUAGCAGAUCAGCUCCUAGCGCGCCUAGUUUUUCACGUGUGGCAUGUCCCCUUGCUCUCAUCCUUUCUCCAACCAGGGAGCUUUCUGUCCAAAUUCAUGAAGAAGCUAGGAAGUUUGCCUACCAAACUGGUGUCAGGGUGGUGGUUGCUUAUGGUGGUGCUCCCAUAAACAUGCAGCUCCGUGAUCUUGAAAGAGGUGUUGACAUACUUGUUGCGACUCCUGGACGGUUGGUGGAUUUGUUGGAAAGGGCAAGAGUCUCUUUGCAAAUGAUAAAGUAUUUAGCACUAGACGAGGCAGAUAGAAUGUUGGACAUGGGUUUUGAACCUCAAAUAAGGAGAAUCGUGCAACAAAUGGACAUGCCACCUGCUGGUGUAAGACAAACAAUGCUGUUUAGUGCCACUUUUCCAAAAGAGAUUCAGAGGCUGGCUGCAGAUUUUCUAUCAACUUAUGUGUUUCUGGCUGUUGGAAGAGUUGGUUCUAGUACUGAUUUGAUUGUCCAAAGAGUUGAAUAUGUGCUCGAGACUGACAAAAGAAGCCACCUGAUGGACCUUCUACAUGCGCAGAUAGCUAAUGGCGACCAAGGAAAGCAAGCUCUCACACUGGUUUUUGUAGAAACAAAGAAGGGAGCUGAUGCACUUGAACAUUGGCUUUGCAUCAAUGGCUUCCCUGCCGCUUCUAUUCAUGGUGACAGAACUCAACAGGAGCGAGAGUACGCCUUAAGGUCUUUCAAAAGUGGCAAAACACCAAUUCUGGUUGCAACAGAUGUGGCAGCACGGGGUCUUGACAUCCCUCAUGUUGCACAUGUUGUCAACUUUGAUCUUCCUAAUGAUAUUGAUGACUAUGUCCAUCGCAUAGGUAGAACUGGGCGUGCAGGCAAGACAGGGUUGGCUACUGCCUUCUUCAACGACAACAAUUCCUCGUUGGCGAGGCCAUUGUCUGAUUUGAUGCAAGAAGCAAACCAAGACGUCCCGGCUUGGCUCUCCCGCUUUGCAGCCCGGUCUUCCUAUGGCAAGAACCGUCGUGGGGGAGGGCCAGGAGGAAGAUUUGGUGGGCGGGAUUUCCGGAGAGACACCUCCUACAACCGCGGUGGAAUGGACUACUAUGGCGCGGGGCACGUGAGCAACGGAUAUAGUGCGUCUAGUGUCUAUGCUGGAGGCCAUGGCCCUGCUACUGUGGCUAGCGCAUGGGACUAACGGCUUACACGGUUCGAGUUCUUCGUUGCUUCUCGUGUUAGACGCUAUCCGAGAUGUGGUAAUGUUGGCAAGCUAUGGCAAAAUAUAACUGGUACAUUCAUUCUCUCGUCUUGUUCUACUUGCUAACUCGUUGCUUAGUUUUUAGUUUGGAUUAUUCUAGUUAGCUAGCGCCAGCGUUCUAGGUUGUGCAUAUUAGGCCUAUUCUUUUAUAAUAAUAUUUGAAACACUGUUGAAAUUUAUGAUACUCCUGUAUAUAUUGUACGAGCAGUUCUGAAUC